AUGGACACCGUCGAGUGCCACGAGGUCCUUGUGACAAUCGAUUUGCAGGCGGCAGGGGACGGUCCGCGCAACUGCAUCCUUCCUGGUGGGCGUGCAGACUCCGCGGAUCAGCCAGCUCGCUCCGCAGUGGUCCCCAUCUGCAACAUCUGUGAGGCUAUUUCGCCGCAGGCUACGCUGACCUAUCGCAAACUCUUUGUCCUCCCCUUCCAGUAUUACGAUCAACUGCGCAAGGUAAAUUUAGAUGAAAAUGAGUCUCGCUUUGCUUGA
Molecule: messenger RNA, 267 nt
Organism: Dibothriocephalus latus
Lineage: Eukaryota; Metazoa; Platyhelminthes; Cestoda; Diphyllobothriidea; Diphyllobothriidae
Source: the annotation of a GenBank genome assembly